AUGACAACAGUUCUUAUGGUUGAAUCUCGGUUCUUCGGAGCCGUUAACAAGUCAAAGGACAACAAGCUUGCCACCACACCGGAGGUGAGUGAGAGUCAAUCUCAACAAGAUAACUCUAUGAUUGUUGCCGUUGAGAAGGAAAUUAUGGAAAAACUCGAAAAGGAUAUUGGUGCUAAGGUUAUCUACCUCCCUAUAAAUAAUGAACCACGCUCCACUCGUGCCUUUUUCGAUGGAAAGACAGACUGUCUCUUUGUGAAUGAAUCCAUCUCUGCUCACCACUUCACUGAUAAUCAAGGUAAAAUUACCCGUCGUGUUGUAAUUCUUUACCCUAUGGGAAAGGGUCGCCGCGGGGAAUUGCCAAAGGCUCAACUGGUUAACAAGCUCACCAAGACAGUACAACAGAGUGAAGAUGCUGGACUGGAGCUUCUGGACCUGCGUGACCUUGAGGCUAAGGGUAAGGUCCUGGAAGGUUUGGGUGCUCUGAACUUUUCCUACAAUGGUAAAUUCGUUUAUAUGGCACUGUCUGGACGAAGCAAUGAAGAGGUUCUCGAUAUCAUCUGCAGUAAGGAAAACUUAAACAUUCCUGAGGAAAACCGUUUCGUUUUCACAGCUGUACUUCCCCGUCUUCCUAACGCUGAUGGAGUUGUCACUGGUGAAGACGUUAUUACCCACACCAGCCUUGUUGGAUGGUGCGGAAAGGGAAUCUGUGCCUGGGGCUUUGAAUUCCUCCGCUUCCCCUCUGAAGAGAAGCAGGAGGCGUUCUACCACCACCUUGAAGUAACUUAUCAAAAGAUGCUCAACCUCAACGCUGAGGAAAUUCGUGCCUUUGUCGGUAAUGCUUAUGAAUUGGCCUACCGCGUUGGUGAUGAGGAGCGCCAUGUGCUCUGUAUUUCCGACUCCGCAAUGAAAGCCCUGCAGCGUCGCAACCUGAAGGCCCUUGAAGAGUGGUACGGCCGCGAGAACAUCAUCAUCUUCUACGCCGACGUUGUCCAGCGCCGUGCGGGGAAGUCUGUGCGCGCCCUCAUCUCCGCCCCCGUCACACACGGCGAGGUCCUCCCAGCACCGGGGCAGAAGUCCGCUCUUGAGGUUGCCCACGUGGACGUGAUGGAUGUCUCCGCUGCUACCUUCCGCCGAUGA
Molecule: messenger RNA, 1137 nt
Organism: Trypanosoma theileri
Lineage: Eukaryota; Euglenozoa; Kinetoplastea; Trypanosomatida; Trypanosomatidae
Exons: 1
Coding region: 1-1137 (378 amino acids)
Source: RefSeq, a predicted model, not a curated record